Schistosoma curassoni is the source of this 3678-nucleotide messenger RNA. NCBI's taxonomy places the organism in Eukaryota, Metazoa, Platyhelminthes, Trematoda, Strigeidida, Schistosomatidae. The record is from the annotation of a GenBank genome assembly.
AUGUCGAAACAAUUGAAUUAUGAAUCGGAUUCUAUGCAUAAACCAUCUACAUUUCAUUUACUACAUAAAAAAUGGAAUGUACUACGUACAGGGGUUUUAUGGGCUCAACGUUUAAAAUCUGUGAAGAAUACAAAAUCAACCGAUAUGACAUAUACUCAAUUCAAUAAUAGAAGUUAUAAUUGUAGUUUCUCCAAUCCAAAUUCUAUUGUUGAAGAUAGUAAUAUUAAUAAUAAUAGUAGUAGUAAUAAUAGUAGUAGUAAUGUUAAUGUAACUACAUAUAAUUAUACACCACAACGAACUCUGUCAAGUAUAACGAAAUUGAAUGACAAAGAUUAUGAUUACAUUGAUAAAUUACAGAAACGAAAUACAGUGAUUAAACAUUGUUCAUCUGCUAAACGUCUAGCAAAAACAUUCUCAUCAUCCAUAAAUGUGAACACAAUCACUUUAAAGUCAAAUGAUUUUGAGUCUUCUAAUGAUUUAUCAAAGAGUCCACUUUUAUUUUCAUCAAGAUUUCAAUCAUCAAUGUAUGAAAGUAAUAAAGAUUUCAAAGAAGUACGUUUUAUAUGUGAAGAUUCUAGUAAACGGAACUCAGUGAAUACCGAUGAAAUUAAUAAUAAUACUGAUACUACUAACAAUAAACAAGUAGUUAACAUAAUUACUCAUAAAACUAAUUACAAUGAGAAUAACAGCACUAUUAAUAGAAAAGAUUCAGUUCAUAAUGAUUCAUCUGAGAAUAUGAUGAAAAUAUCAAUAACAAAUGGAUUUUGGCCAGGCAAUCCAUAUUCACCUCUACCAUCACCGGAUAUAUCUAUCUUAGACUCUGAUUUAAAUGACAGUCAUUUCAUUCUUGACACAGAACUAACCAAUGAUGAUAAGAAUUUACAAAGACAUGAAAGUUGGCAAAGUUUAGAAUUGGAUACAGUACCUUCAUCAUCAGGAACAGGGGAAGUAGAAUCAUUAUCUACUAAAACAGUCAUAACUACAACUCCAACAACAACAACAACAAACAUACCAAAUGAAAACAAUACAGAAUUCGUAAUUAAUAAUCAAGACGGACAAGAUAAUGAACAAAUAGAUUUGGCAAGUAGACGUGGUCGAAGAUCAGCUAUAAUCGAUAAAAAAAAUUUGAUCGGUGAAACAGAAGUUGAAAAUCAAGACACUACAACCAUUUCACAAAAUAUUAACAAAAAUUUAAAUGAAACUGGACAAGAUCGUCCACCAAUUACAUCAUCAGUGAAUUCAUUUCGUGAACGACAAAAAAGAAUAUUACGUAAACAGAAUACUAUAUCCGAUUUAAGUUGUCGUAAUCAAAUCACCAAUACAAAUCAAGAUUAUGAAUUGAAAAGAAGAGCUAAUGUUUUUAUGAAACUGAUUGAACGAGGUACACGUUCCAAAGAUUUAAACGAGGCAUUACAAUCACUUAAACCAUCAUAUUUUCAUGAUCAAUAUCUAGAAUCAUUUAGAGAUUCUCAUUGGUCACAAUUAGAUAAAAGUGGAAAUUCGGAAAAUACAAUGACUGAUCGUGAAGUUCGUCGAUGUGAAGCAGUUUGGGAAUUAUUCAAAAGUGAACUAACAUUUUUUACUGAUCAUCUUAUGGUACUUAAAAAUUGCUUUAUGGAACCAUUGAAAAAACUGCAAGUGGAUGGAUAUCUUAUGUUUGUUGAACCAAUGCAUUUAUUUGGAAAUUUGGAUGAUUUAUGUUACGUUAGUCAUACAUUCUGCCGUGAACUUAUCAGUAAUUUAAGCCAAGAAUCAGUAUCUAAUGAAUUUGGUAGUACUGAUGUAUUACUUCGUCCGUUAAAAAGGUGGUCUGAACAUUCAAAAGAUGGAGAAAUUUAUCAUAAUUAUUGUUUAAAUUAUGAUUCAGCUUUAAAUUAUUUAGAUAGUUUAAGAAAACUUGAACAUUUUAAUGAAUUCGAAAAGUGGUGUGAACAAGAUACUCGUUGUCGACGAUUACAAUUAACAGAUUUAUUGGUAGCACCAAUGCAACAUUAUAUGAAAAUACCAUUAUUAUUAAGUAGUAUUCGACGUUAUACAGCAUGUAGUGCUGAACAAGAAAUGUUAACAGCAUGUUUAACUAAAGUGGAAAACUCAUUAAAAUCACUGGAAGAUAAAAUGCGUUGGUUAAAAAACUUUGAACGACUUCAAGAAAUUCAAUCUCAACUUAUAUGGCCAUCAGUUUCAGAAUUAGAACCAAGAGUAUUUAUUCCGGAAUUUUUACGUCAAAGUUUAAUACGUCAACCAUGUGAACGAUUGAUUGCAAAUCCUAAAAGACAAUUAUUACAUGAAGGUUUUUUAACAUUAAAUGAUGGAACCAAAACUAUCGAAAUAUUUGCUUUUUUAUUUGAUGAUUUUCUCCUGGUUACACGAAUUAAAAAACCACCAAAAAAGAAAUCAUUUUCAGAGAAUCCUUUAACUGGUCGUAGUCUAACAGAAGGUGGAGUAUUUGUUGUUUAUAGACAAGUGAUAGCGCUUGAUCGUUUUACAAUUCAUGAUUUAGGAAUUGUUGAAGCAACUGCUAAUGGAUUACGAAAUGCUAUUGUACUUGUGCUGAUAACACGAUUUCAACAGAUUACAGGUGUUUACACCCUACAAGCAGCAAAUGAAUUAGAUAAACAAAGAUGGAUUGAAAAAUUACGUAAUAGUCAACAAGCAUUUCAAGAGAAAUUAAAACGGAAAUUAUACGGUAUUGAUAUGGAUCAACAUACAAAUAAGCAUAGUAAAUUAAUUAAUGCUAAAAAUAAAUUACCUAAUCAAACAUCUAUAGCUGAUGAUUAUCUAAAUACUAGUUUAACAUUAAGUAUCAAAGAUACAAAUGAGAAAUCAACUAAUUUCUAUGAAACAAAUAUGAUUGAUAAAAAGAAUAUAGUAGAACAAUCAUUGAAAAAAUUAACUAAAUCUAAAACAAUUCAAUUAGAACAACAAGAUCAAGAACAAGGUGAUAAUCAUUCACAAGAAGAUGAUCAUUCAAAUGAAAUCAUCAAUACCAUGGUUACAUCACAGAUAACUAAUAUUGAAGCAAAUGAUGCAACAGUAAAUAAUAAUACUGUUAUUGUUAAUACACCAGAUAGUAAUAUGAAUAUUAAGAAUUCGGAACCAUGUAAUACCUUAUCUGGUAAUAUUGAUUAUUCAUCGGAUGAAUCGAUUUCCAAUAAUAAUAAAAUAAGAUCAAAUGAUAUUUUAUCAUUGCAUAAUAAAAAUCCAGAUUAUAUCAUUCGUAAUAGGCAUAGUCUUGAUCCAAAUUUUGCUACAGUAAACAUAUCGAAUAAUAAAUAUUCUGAUUCUAUUGAUAUAACUAAUUCAUCCUCUGUAACAAUGAAUUCAUCAAAUACAAAUAUACAAAUGACAUCAAUAACAGAGAAACAAAUUGUAGCACCAAUAUUUUCACCACCUAGUUUAUUAUUAUUUGAUCGUGUUACACAACAUAAUGAAUUUCCUUAUGAAAUGACAAGACAAGUACAAUUUUCUCCACCAUUAUCACCAAUAUUACAUCCUCCUUGUGCAAGUUUACCAUUAGAUAUAACAGCAGAAAGUGCUUAUGAUUUAUCAGAUCGAUUAUUGUCAAAGAUGAAUAUUAGUGAUGAUUCUUCUAAAUUAAAUAAUUUGAUUAAUAAAAGACCUAUUAAAGGUUAUUCAGCAUCUCCUCCAGUGAAUCGUAAAAACGAUGAAUCAAAUUAA